AUGAUUAGUGUAAAAGUGGUUGGCCGGCAGCAGCAAGUUCCAACAUAUAAAUGCGUACUUAUCGGCCAUGAGGGAUGUGGAAAGUCUUCCCUCGUCAAGCGCCACUCGACGGGUGCCUUCGUGCAGCAGUACGUUCCCACACGCGGACUCGUGGUGACUAAUCUCCAGUUCAACACAAACCGCGGCCCCAUUUGCUUUGAAACGUGGGAGGCGGAGUUGGGGGAGUAUGAGAAGAGUUCAAUUUCGUUCUUCAGGGACCUCAAGUGUGCCAUCCUAAUGUUCGACGUCGGCCUAAGGGAUCCCUUGAUUAACUUUGACACAUACUACUCGCUGUUCAAGCGGGUGCCUUCGUACGCUCUGAAAACGAUUUGUGGCAACAAGACCGACAUUCGCAUGUCCAACAAGAACCCGCUACGAUUGACCGUUUUCAGUUUCACAAAAAUGUCUGUUAAAGCGAACUCGAACAUUGACAAGCCUUUUGUGUACUUUGCCCGCAGACUGCUCAAGGACCGAACGCUGGAGUUCAUCCCGAAGACAGAUAUGUUGCCGGCACAAGUGAAGCUCAGUGACCAGGACUUGCUACACAGAAGGGAGUUGGCUUCGAAGGCCUUGGCAAACGAAAAAGAAAAAGCUAAUGACCGCUAA
Molecule: messenger RNA, 645 nt
Organism: Drosophila subobscura
Lineage: Eukaryota; Metazoa; Arthropoda; Insecta; Diptera; Drosophilidae
Product: GTP-binding nuclear protein Ran-like
Exons: 1
Coding region: 1-645 (214 amino acids)
Biological process (GO): protein import into nucleus; ribosomal subunit export from nucleus
Cellular component (GO): cytoplasm; nucleus
Molecular function (GO): GTP binding; GTPase activity
Source: RefSeq, a predicted model, not a curated record